CUGAGGAAUCUUCAAGCUCCACUAUGUCCCUCCAACAAGACACAAAACCUAUGUUUACCGGGCAAUUGAAGCGGCGCGUUCGCACCGACGAAGCAUGGUAUCACGCUGAGUUAUUUCUCCUCUCCGAAUCACAUUGGACCUUGAGUGCGCGAAACCUUCAGGGAUUCCCCAUAACUGGACAGAACUCGUCAACGACACAAACGACACAAACUACUUCUUACUGGAGAAGGGCUAAAGCUAUCCUCAAAUGGUUUACUAUACACGGUUUAAUGGUAAAGCGCGGCUUGUACGUCGCAAAUGGCGACCCCGUGCCUGAGCAACUACUUUUGGCCUCCGAAUCUGCGUAUGCGCACAACUGCACGCGCAAUCUUUUCCACCGACUUCCUAUGGAGUUGAUAUUAGAAAUUGCUAGCUACUUAUCACCCGUUGCUCGGCUCGUCAUGCAACGGGUUUGCAGGAAAUUCCGAGCCGGCCUUGCUCCGCAUCGAAUUGCACCCGAACUCAGGAGCGGCUUUUUAACGAUGAAGCAAAUAUUCCAGUUCGUCUUCCUCCUCAGGCAGGAUGUACAAGUGCGACUGCAAGACGAUUAUGAGCGGGAGUGUGACCUGGCGCCGCCGAACUCUAGCCUCCACCGCUCCGGUUGCUCUGGAUGCCGCACAACACACCAAAUGAAAUACUUCUCCAGCGAGGAAUUGAGCUUGUCACCGAAAAUUCGAAUAUGCAAGGGUCUUGCAGCGCCGUUUCGACUCUGCCGCCACCUUUCAUUCUCUGGUCAAUGCCUCUUACGAGCGCUUCGCGUCAUGAAAAACACGGAUUAUAUCUGUCAAUUGGAACAUGAAAAUGACGUUCAUAACAAGUUUAUGGCCGGCUUAGGAGGGCGACAAUCGGGACCGCAUAUCGGAUUCCACGGAGGACACACCAUCACCAUUGAUGAAACUAUCCCAAUUUUGACAAUAGGAAACGAUAAAGAAACGACACAUGAUCAGCUCUCUACUGCUCUUCGUAAAAAGUAUGCAUACAUCUGUCCGCACUUGAGCACCGCUAGCCCAGAACUUUUUGGAGGAAGCCUAGUGACGGCUGAGUGUCCAGACUACACUUUCUCACAAAUUCGAGAUCUGGAGCGGAAACACCAAGCCCCAGAAUGCUAUCAGAUCUAUAAUAUUCAUAACCUUCUUCGCCUUGGAAAGUGCACGAGUGCGGCCCUCGUUUCAAGGAGUGCGGAUGGGAAUGUGUCCAAGCGAGAUGUAGAGCAUUCACAAACUCGUAGGAAAGAGCGACCAUUUAACAACCUUCCUUAUCUUGUCCUCCGACCUCCAACAACCAGUAGCACCAGUACCGGCAGCACCACCAGCACCACCAGCACCACCAGCACCAUGGCGCCCUCCGACGAGCAGGUAUAUUUUACUUUUCAAAAUGUAGGCGUGGUCCUUGCGUUUCUAGUCGCGUGCUUCGCCCUCGCCCUCAGCUGGAUCGAGCGCCGUGACGCCGCUGCUGCCCGGCGUGAUGCUGCUACUGCCGCCGCUCUCGGUGCCGCCGCCCCGCCUGUGGCCGCCCCUCUUGUCGACGCUGAAGUUCGACAAUUCUUUAGCAGCAUGGUUGAAGCUCUGGACAAGAUAGCGGUAGCAGCAGCAGCAGCAAACCUGCCCUCUCCGCCGCCACUAGGUCCCCCUCCGCCACCCCCAAGUCCCCCUCCACCGCCACCCGCCUCGCUACCAAGUCCACCCCGCCGCCCUGCCGCCAGCAGAAUCCCCUGCCUAGCGCCAGCAACCCCCCGCCCAGCGCCAGCAACCUCCCGCUCAGAGGAUCGACCAGACUAG
This is a messenger RNA of Lindgomyces ingoldianus, 1817 nucleotides long. RefSeq lists its product as uncharacterized. NCBI's taxonomy places the organism in Eukaryota, Fungi, Ascomycota, Dothideomycetes, Pleosporales, Lindgomycetaceae. The transcript has 4 exons. The record is from RefSeq and is a predicted model, not a curated record. Gene Ontology annotation, molecular function: protein binding. The coding region runs from base 24 to 1817 and encodes 597 amino acids.